Molecule: messenger RNA, 3671 nt
Organism: Scleropages formosus (Asian bonytongue)
Lineage: Eukaryota; Metazoa; Chordata; Actinopteri; Osteoglossiformes; Osteoglossidae
Product: monocarboxylate transporter 13
Exons: 4
Coding region: 1470-2897 (475 amino acids)
Biological process (GO): transmembrane transport; monocarboxylic acid transport
Molecular function (GO): monocarboxylic acid transmembrane transporter activity
Source: RefSeq, a predicted model, not a curated record
CUUGCCACGACCCUGCUCGGGAUGAGUGGCUUCAGCCAGUGUGUGUGUGUGUGUUGUCACUAACAUGACUGUCAUUUACCAUUUCAACAGUGUUCCUCAGAACAUCAGUGAAUAGGCGGAACAUUUAUGAAUUACUGCGGCCCUGGCAUUUUCAACAUCUUCAAUAAAGUGUAUUGCGUUAUGUUUAUAAUUGUCUAAUUUUUGAACUGAGGGGUCACUGUUCUGAUAUUGAGGUGUAUGGUUGCAUCUUUAAAAUACGCUUAAAAAUAUUGUUGCUGCAUAGAGUAAAUAGCAUGAAAACCCUGAAUAGUUUGCAGUUUAUAUUUUUAUCUAGCAGGAACAGGGGUCUUAUAUGAGUUUUUAUCAGUUGCUGUCCGGACCAGUUAACUCACCUGCAGUGCUUUUAGAUGGUUUCUUACGAGACCUGACAGCUUUCAGCUUUUCCUUUAUCACCUGGUCUGCCUCCAGAUGUUUUUUUUUUCUAUUGCUGUGCAUCUUCAGCAUAGUAACAACAAAAACACAAAUCACUGCCUUUUCACAUCUUUAGCCUUUGUUUACGCUGCUGUUUGUCACAUGCCUUUUAAAUGUGACACAGGUCACACACACUACUCAGUCUAAAUAAAAAGUCCUUGAAAAAAGAGUAUUUUAGGAGAUAAAAAUUAAUCUGUGCAUUUAUCUUGUGUUAUUGCAAUCCAGUCUGUCUCAAACACAAGCACGAUGGGAAAUUAUGGCACACAUUUGCUCCUUGCAUCACAAAUGGUGCAGUUGCAUUUCUGAAGACACACCUUUUUUUCUGUAUAUAUUUUCCAAAAGCUGCAUCAUUUCUGUUUUCUCUCAUUUCUGUAGUAGAGCGAACACAAUCCAGGCAACAGAAGUCAGUAAAACACACCAGAGGGGGGUAUGGGACCCCAUCAAUUCAACUAUGCUUCUGAGGUGUUUACUGCUCCUGUCUGCUGUUCCUGAGUUUGCGAUUCUAUAAUAACGCCACUGAGAAGUGAACUGUUUCCAUGGAGAUCAUAGUGCAGAUAAUAAACAAAGCUGGACGCACUUUGUGUGUCAAUCAAUCAGUCAUUAGCUCACAUUGAUCAGGAGGCUGUUUUUGAUAACUUUUUUCAAUAAUUUUGAUUUAACUGUACUGCAGCUCAAAGCAGAUGAAAAUUGCUGACUUUUUGAUUUAUUAUACAUUUUUACAGAAUGUAACCCACAAAUAAAUUGAGACAUCUGUAUUAUUGAGUGUUUAUUGGUUGAGUUACUGGUAAAAGUGGCUUUGGAGUUAUAGAACAAGUUAUAAUCUUCUGGUUCAACUUGUGUUCCUAACCUCAGAAAUUUUUGUGUGUGUGAAAAGAUUCAGCUAAUGAAAAAUGUGUCACUGCCUGUAAACACAUAUCUUGCAGUGUGUGCUUGAUUGAUUGAUAGAUUUUUUUCAUUGACUAAUUUAUUUAUUUAUUCCGUUCGCAGGGUUAAGACUGAUGAAGGACUCCGGGGUUAAGCCCCCAGAUGGGGGCUACGGUUGGGUGGUUGUGGCCUCUGCCUUCACCGCCAUGGGCCUCACAGCAGCUGUUCUAAAGAACUUUGGCCUUUUCUUUUUGGACAUCCAGAGGUCCUUCGGUGUUCUGACAAGCACCACAUCCUGGGUCACUUCUAUUGCCAUUGCCAUGUUCCAUCUGGGAGCCCCAGGUGCCAGCGUGUUGAGCAUGCGCUUCUCCCAGCGUGCCGUCAUCAUGGUGGGGGGGUGUCUGUCUGCCUUGGGAAUGGUGCUUGCCUCACUGGGACUGAGCCUUCCCUGGAUCUACCUGACUAUGGGCCUUCUGCAAGGCUUGGGAAUAUCGUUGUCGUGGAUAUCAGCGAACAGCAUGGUGAGCCACUACUUCUCCCGGUGGCGCUCCAUAGCGUACGCCAUAGCCAGCUCUGGAGAGUGCAUCUUCGCCAUUGCCUUCAGCCCCCUCUUUCAGUGGUUCAUCGACACCUUCACCUGGCAGGGGGCGCUCCUGCUUAUUGGGGGCCUCCAGCUCAAUCUAUGUGUGUGUGGGGCCCUCAUGAGGCCCCUGAAGCAUCCCCUGACCCGGAGCCGGAGCCCUGCGCUCGAUACGACGGACGUUCCUGAGCUUGGGGAUUCUGACGUGCGUGAGCAGGAGGAGGUGAAACUGAACUUUCAGUGGUCUCUGCUGAAGAAACGGGAGAUGGAACUCUACAUACUCUUUGCUGUCUUCGCAGCUGUUGGCUUCUUCAUUCUCCCCUUGUACCUGGUCCCUUACGCCAGCAGCCUUGGCCUAGAACCGUACUGGGCCACCUCGCUGUUGUCGGUGAUGGCGCUGGGAGACCUGAUGGGCAGGCUGACCUGCGGCUUUCUGGCCAACGCCCGGUUGAUACGCAACCUGCAGCUCCUGGUGGUGGUGGUGACACUGCUGGGGGUGGUCCAACUUCUGCUCCCCACUGCAAGGAGCUACGCUGCCUUGCUGGUAUUCUCCUCUUUCAGUGGCCUCCUCUUUGGAGGCAUCGUGGCUAUUCACGUCACGUCUAUCAUUGACGUGGUCGGGGUGGAUGCGUUUGACAGUGGCCUGGGCCUUUUCAUGCUCUUGCGCAGCACUGGCGGCUUCAUCGGUCCACCAGCUGCAGGCUGGCUGGUGGACAGGUUUGGUGACUUCAGUUCCAGCUUCUACCUUUCUGGAGUCUGUUUCAUUGUAUCUGGCAUUUUUGUGGUGCUCGUGGACCUGCUGCUGCAGAGAAAAAAGGCAGCUGGAAGAGAGCAGGGACUCAACCCUGAGCUGCAUGGCUGCCCGUCCACAAAAGGAGACACCGGGGGUUUGUGCAACAGUGGACCAAAUAGCAGCUCGGAGGUGGUUGUAAGCCCAGGAAAUGCCGCGGACCUGGGGCGUAAGGGGAUGUAUAGUGCAUGAAGCUGCAAGAACCUGCGAGCCCCAGCAACUGUAUUUCUUCUAAGGCAGGUUAUGUCUGCGUUUUCUGUUUUUAUGGUUUCUAAUGAGACGGCUUGCUUUGAGGUGAACAGAAUGAAAUUAGACACCAGCAUAUUGUAGAUUCCUGAUAAUACUGUAGUACAGGUCAGUACGGGUCAUACUUGUCUAGUUCACUUGAAUAAAAGAACCCCACAGCAGCCCCACCCUGCCUGCAGGCACGUGUGUGUACCCUCAUGGAUCCUCAGCAGUGUUCACUGGUUUUAUCACAGCCACCGCAGAGCUCAAGUCUCAGGACGUAGAUCAUCAGUGGCAAGGAAGUUCACGAACUUUCUUUACUUUGUCUUUCAAGCCUCCUAUGACUGGCUGCCGUUGGACGGCUGUUUUCUCUCUGACUUUCUGGGUGUGCAUCACCAUUGGCAUGUUUGGUGGGAUCUUUGAACGUUCACUUUGUACGAAUCAUGAUUUACUUUUACAUUAGUAGCAGGUAGUGCAGUGGUCAGGACUGUCACCUUGCCACCAACGCCAACGUGUUCGAGUGGCAAAUUCCACUGUAGCUCUUCCGGGCAAAGUACGUACCCUGACCUGACGGGGUUAAAAUUAUCUGGCUGUAUACACUGGUAAGUAAUUCUAAAUUGAUGAGCACAGUAUACAGACCUUCCACUGCAGGUGGCUAAAUGGUAGUGGUACUUAUUCAGAAAACACACACACACACACACAUUUUCUGAACCGCUUGUCCCAUACGGGGUCGCGGGGAAC